Molecule: messenger RNA, 894 nt
Organism: Trichomonas vaginalis G3
Lineage: Eukaryota; Parabasalia; Trichomonadida; Trichomonadidae
Product: organellar and viral DNA polymerase type B
Exons: 1
Coding region: 1-894 (297 amino acids)
Biological process (GO): DNA replication
Molecular function (GO): DNA binding; nucleotide binding; DNA-directed DNA polymerase activity
Source: RefSeq, a predicted model, not a curated record
AUGGCACCGCCCCGAAAUGAAGUUAAGAAACUAUUUGAAUUGAGAUUAAAGUAUAAGAAGGAAGAAAACCCGCUACAAGAAAAUAUUAAAUUAAUUUUGAACAGUAUUUAUGGAAAAACUAUUUUGUCCCCGAUAGAGUCGAAAAUUAAAAUCAUUGAUGAUAAAGAUGCUGUAAGAUAUGCCAUCAGAAAUUAUAACCAUAUUAUUAAAUUUGAAUGUUUAGAUGGUUCGGAUAAAACUAUUUUCAAACUCACUAAAAGCAUUUGCAGACACUUUAACUUUUGCCCCUUAGGUGUUAAUAUCUUAUCUAUGUCGAAACGUAUCAUGAAUGAAGUAUUUUGCACGAUUGAAGACUUAGGAUUAAAAGCAUUUUACCAGGACUGUGAUAGCAUGCAUAUCUUCAAUGAAGACAUACCAAAGCUUGCAGCAGAAUUUGAGAAACGCUAUGGAAAAGUUCUUAUUGAAAAGAAUCUGGGUCAGUUUCAUUCAGAUUUUGCCGAAAUCACUAAGAAUCAUCAAAGUUUAGCUUAUAAGUCGAUAUUUUGUGGAAAGAAGACUUAUGUAGAUUUAUUAACAAAUGAUUUAAAUGAAGUUGCUUUUCAUGCCAGAAUGAAAGGCGUCAAACAAGAUGUUAUUUCUAUUACUGCGAAUGAAAUGUUUCCUAAUGCAGUACAAUGUUAUUACGAUGAAAACAAAAACAUUCAUUUACCAACUGGAACUUAUGAUAAAGACUCUGAAUUUUCAAUAAUGAAAUUAUAUGAAGCAUUGCAUGAUAGAGAAGAGAUAGCAUUUGAUUUAUGCAAAUCAACCGUACCGUGUUUUGAAAACAAGUUUAACUUCACAAUAAAUACCAAAAAUACUUUCAUCAGGAAAUUAAAGUUUGGAAGUCAUUAA